Molecule: messenger RNA, 2004 nt
Organism: Helianthus annuus (common sunflower)
Lineage: Eukaryota; Viridiplantae; Streptophyta; Magnoliopsida; Asterales; Asteraceae
Product: IQ domain-containing protein IQM2
Exons: 9
Coding region: 197-1927 (576 amino acids)
Source: RefSeq, a predicted model, not a curated record
CACUCACACACACACACACACACUCAGAAACUGCUUGAUGCCUUCUAUCUAUUUAAGCUCUUCUUUGCCAUCAACUUUGAAAUACAAUUUCCUCUGUCAUUCAUUCUCAUAAGAUCAAAAAAACUACUGGUAUAUACAACCAAACCAACCCAAUAUAAUUCAUUCCAAGGAAAAUCAUACCAGAUUCUGAACUUGCAUGGGGCUAUCAUUUUCAUGCCCAUUUGCAGCAUAUACAGAUAUAGAACAAGCCCUAAAAUCCAUCAACUUUGACCAAGAUAAUGAAGUCAACACUUUGGGAUUAUCUUGCAGUUUUAAGAUCAAUGAUUCUGACCCAUUGGCCAUGCAGUUGAUGGGGUCUCAAGUAAUGAAAAAGAUUGAUAAAUCUGUUAGCUUUAAAGUUGAAAAGACUGAAAUGCCCUCUGAAUCACCAAGAUCUGGUAUUGUUUUUGAAGAUCUUGAAUCAGGUAGUCCCAAACAUGAAGCUGCCACAAAGCUGCAAAAAGUUUAUAAAAGUUUUAGAACAAGAAGAAAGCUUGCAGAUUGUGCAGUUCUUAUUGAACAAAGCUGGUGGAAGCUGUUAGAUUUUGCGGAACUUAAAAGAAGUUCGAUAUCAUUUUUCGAUCUUGAUAAACAAGAAACUGCGAUUUCGCGUUGGUCCAGAGCAAGAACAAGGGCUGCCAAGGUUGGAAAAGGCUUAUCAAAGAAUGGUAAAGCACAAAAGCUUGCCUUGCAACAUUGGCUUGAGGCAAUUGAUCCGAGACAUCGUUACGGGCAUAAUCUUCACUUCUAUUAUGGAAAAUGGUUGGAUUCUCAAAGCAAAGAACCCUUCUUCUACUGGCUGGAUAUAGGAGAAGGGAAAGAAGUGAAUCUCGUUGACAAAUGUCCGCGAUCAAAGCUUCAACAACAAUGCAUUAAGUAUCUCGGACCCAUGGAGAGGAAGGAAUACGAGGUUGUAAUAGAGGACGGAAAGCUUUUAUAUAAACAAACCGGCGAAUACAUAGACACAACCGGAUCAUCCAAGGGUUCUAAAUGGAUCUUUGUUUUAAGUACAUCUAGAACUUUAUAUGUUGGAAUAAAAAAGAAAGGUUUAUUUCAACAUUCGAGUUUUUUAGCUGGUGGUGCGACGUUAGCAGCUGGGAGACUAGUUUCCGAGAAAGGCGUUUUAAAGGCAAUCUGGCCUCACAGCGGUCAUUAUCGUCCAACACAAGAAAAUUUUCAAGAUUUCGUUUCGUUUCUUCAAGACAACGAUGUGGAUACUACUUAUGUCAAGAUGGAUGCAGAUGAAGAUGAUAAUGAAUCUUUUAACAAGCAGGGUACUAGCCUUCAUAUAAGAACUCACUCUUCCGAAGACGACGUGUGCGAAAAGGAGCACGCAGAUACAGAAGACGCGUGCGUAGAGGAUCACGCCUCACAAAUGACGAUCAUCAUGAAGCAAAUUACUCCUUAUUUACCUACGGAAUCACCAAAGAAAUCGAGACUAUCUCGAUCAUCCAGUAGGAAAUUAACAAACUUCAAAACCGAAGAUCAAGCCGAUGAAGCGAAGGACCCAGUCGGGUCCCACCCGAUUCACGCCACGUCAGCACAUGACAUGUCGGACGAUGAAGUCGAGCCACGUGUAGAGAAUAACACGGUCCCGAAAAAAUCGAUCUUACAACGGAUUGGUUCACAUAAAGGAACGAAAUCGUUUCAACUGGGACGACAGCUGUCGAGCAAAUGGAGUACGGGAGCUGGGCCCCGCAUCGGUUGUUUACGAGACUACCCAACCGAGCUGCAGUCGCAUGCAUUGGAGCAAGCGAAUUUAUCUCCGAAAAGUGCUCCUUGCAAUCAUAAGUAUAAUUCUAAUAAAACUUUUUUUUCAAGAAAUUGUGGACCUUAUAGAACAAGAUCUGGGCCAAGUCAAAUAGGUGAAUUUACAAACAUUUUUUGAUUUUUUAGGGUGAAUAUGAAAUUGACAUAGGAAAUUUUAUUCAUUCUUUUUGAAGUUAAGAUGAUCAAACAUCUAUA